This is a messenger RNA of Cololabis saira (Pacific saury), 1948 nucleotides long. Its product is annotated as glucose-6-phosphate 1-dehydrogenase-like. Gene Ontology annotation, cellular component: cytosol. Gene Ontology annotation, molecular function: glucose-6-phosphate dehydrogenase activity; NADP binding. Gene Ontology annotation, biological process: glucose metabolic process; pentose-phosphate shunt, oxidative branch. Bases 312 to 1856 code for a protein of 514 amino acids. Lineage: Eukaryota; Metazoa; Chordata; Actinopteri; Beloniformes; Belonidae. The record is from RefSeq and is a predicted model, not a curated record. The transcript has 12 exons.
UGUCAGUAUGGAUCUGAAAUGUCAGUUCAGAGAAGAGUGCAGGACUGCAAAAACUGAUAGGAUGGAAUGUACAUGCUUCCUUACCCCACCCCCACCCAGGCCAAAGGGUGGGGAGCAAAGGUGACUCUGUAUAGUGUAAUAUAAUCAUAGUAAGACAUGACCUAAAGUGGGUUCUUCUUGCACCCAUAGGUGGCAUCAUAGAGUUGAUUUUUUUUUGUUGCAAGGCAAUGAUGACGAUUGAACUAUUACUAUGCAAGCCACAACAAAGAGUGGUCAGUGGGGGGACAGGCUGAGAGCAGGCUGGUCAGAAUAUGAGCACCGAGCCUUUUACUCGUCCUGGGGUGUUUACACAGCUCAGAAGGGAGCUCUAUGGAGAAGAGCAGUCGAGUCUUUCCAACACUCACACAUUUAUCAUCCUGGGAGCGUCUGGAGAUCUUGCUAAAAAGAAGAUCUAUCCAACCUUAUGGUGGUUAUUUAGGGAUGGCCUGCUUCCAGACAACACACACUUUGUGGGUUUUGCCCGCUCUGAUUUCACUGUGGAAGACAUUAAAGCAGCAUGUCUGCCUUAUAUGAAGGUCACAGAUAAAGAGGGCGAUGCUGUAUCAGCCUUUUUCCAUAAGAAUUCCUACUUGAGUGGCAGGUAUGAUGAUGGCACCUCCUUUGAACAACUCAACCGUCAUCUGUUGUCUCUUCCUGGAGGAGCCAAUGCCAACCGAGUAUUUUACCUGGCUCUGCCACCCACCAUCUACAAUCACGUCAGCUCAAACAUCAGAAACCACUGCAUGAGCAGCAAAGGUUGGAACAGGAUCAUUUUUGAGAAGCCGUUUGGUCGUGACUUCCAGAGCUCACAGGACCUGUCCGCCCACCUGUUCUCCCUGUUCAGAGAGGACCAAAUAUACCGCAUAGAUCACUACCUGGGAAAAGAGAUGGUCCAGAACCUCAUGGUCAUCAGGUUUGGAAAUCGCAUUUUUGGACCCAUAUGGAACAGAACCAGUGUGGCCUCUGUGGUCCUCACCUUCAAGGAGCCCUUUGGCACUGAAGGCCGUGGAGGAUAUUUUGAUGACUUUGGUAUCAUUCGAGAUGUCAUGCAGAACCAUCUGCUUCAGAUGCUCUGUUUGGUUGCCAUGGAAAAACCUGCUUCCACCAGUCCAGGUGAUGUGAGGGAUGAAAAGGUGAAGGUGUUAAAGUGUAUAGCACCGGUUGCUAUGUCAGAUGUUGUGCUUGGCCAGUAUGUUGGAGACCCUGCGGGGAAGGAACACUCCAAGCUGGGAUACCUGGAUGAUCCCACUGUACCAAAAGACUCCUGCACACCAACCUUUGCCACUGCAGUUCUUUAUGUUCAUAAUGAAAGAUGGGAGGGAGUUCCCUUCAUUCUGCGCUGUGGUAAAGCUCUAAAUGAGCCGAAAGCAGAAGUACGUGUGCAGUUCACGGACGUUCCAGGAGACAUCUUUAAUGGACAGUGUCAAAGGAACGAGCUUGUGGUCCGGGUGCAACCAGAUCAGGCCAUUUACCUGAAAAUGAUGACCAAGAGGCCUGGGGUUAACUUCAGCCCAGAGGAGACAGAGCUGGACCUCACCUACAAGAGCAGAUAUAAGGACGUGAAACUUCCAGAUGCUUAUGAGAGACUUAUCCUAGACGUCUUCUGUGGAAAUCAGAUGCACUUUGUUCGCAGCGAUGAGUUACGGGAGGCCUGGAGGAUCUUUACACCCCUCCUCCACCAAAUAGAGAGAGAAAAGAGACGCCCCAUUCCUUACACAUAUGGAAGCCGUGGUCCAAGUGAAGCUGAUGAUCUCACGAAGAGGGUGGGAUUCCGCUAUGAAGGAACGUACAAGUGGGUGAAGCCCCAUGCAACCUGAUGCUCUGUCACAUGCAUGUGCACAUAUAAUUACACCCAUGAAAACCAUUGUAUGAAAGUUUACAAGAAUAAAAUUGACUAGUUACUACUGUA